AUGCCCGUUGCCGUCUACUUUCUCAAGCAAGACCAAUCCUCUUUGCUGUCGCGUUCGCGGAAGGGGAAUAUGAUCGCAGUUGACCCCGAGUAUCCUGACCCAACAGAUCCCACGUGGAAGGCGUUUCGCCUGGCUUUCAAUGAGAUUGCGGUGCUUCACGGUGGCGUCCCACAUAUCAAUAAGACGCGGGACGGAGCCAUCAGCAACCUGACCAAGACCCAUGAUCCAGAGAGUAUCCGGCGCUUCCUUCAGAUACGCAAGCAGCUGGACCCUAAGGACUUGUUCCUCAAUGACUACUUCAGGACCUUGUUCGGCAUAUAG
Messenger RNA from Aspergillus calidoustus, 321 nucleotides. The record is from the annotation of a GenBank genome assembly. NCBI's taxonomy places the organism in Eukaryota, Fungi, Ascomycota, Eurotiomycetes, Eurotiales, Aspergillaceae.